Messenger RNA from Heterostelium album PN500, 5202 nucleotides. RefSeq names its product protein serine/threonine kinase (gene yakA). Gene Ontology annotation, biological process: peptidyl-threonine phosphorylation; peptidyl-serine phosphorylation. The coding region runs from base 1 to 5202 and encodes 1733 amino acids. The record is from RefSeq and is a predicted model, not a curated record. Gene Ontology annotation, cellular component: cytoplasm. Gene Ontology annotation, molecular function: protein tyrosine kinase activity; protein serine/threonine kinase activity; ATP binding. The transcript has 15 exons. Lineage: Eukaryota; Evosea; Eumycetozoa; Acytosteliales; Acytosteliaceae.
AUGUCAGCUACUACUGGAGGUACUUUAUCAACGACUACACCAAAUAUCAGUAACAGUAGUAGCACCGGUGGUGGUGGACAUCAUAGAACACACUCGAGAAACAUCAGCAUCGGUGGAAUAGGAAAGAAUGUCGCAAAGAUCAAUGACUAUUCAUUCAGUUAUCUAACACCAACUACAAAACAACAGCACCAACAACAAUCAACACAAUCGAGUUCGACAACAACUACUACUUCUACUACCAAUAUAAACAUCGAUAAAAAGUCUAGUAACAACAAUCAUCAUCGUGGUCCAAUCAUUAAAACAACAAAAGAUCUGUUGGAGUUUUAUAAACGUUGCAAUCCUGAUUUCAGUUAUGUAUCGUCGCUCAAUCCAAGAAGAGUUUUAACACAUCCUUCCGAAGGUGUUUUAAACGAAGGUUUCGACAAUGUCAACUCUGAUUAUAUUAUAUAUGUCAAUGAUAUUAUUGGUUCAGAUUUUAAUCAACGUUAUAAAGUAUUGGAUACACUUGGACAAGGAACAUUUGGACAGGUUGUUAAAUGUCAGAAUUGCGAUACCAAUGAACUCGUGGCAGUGAAGAUACUAAAGAAUAAGAGUGCUUAUUUUCAACAGGGAAGAUUGGAGAUUGAAAUUUUAAGAAAGGUAAAUAUAGUUGAUCCAGAUACAGAGAUGAUUGGUGUGAUCAUUUUAAAUAUUACAUAUGAUCCAGAUAACAAAGCAAAUAUAUUAAGAUUGUUGGAUUCAUUUGUUUUCAAAAAGCAUCUUUGUAUUGUUUUCGAAUUGCUAAGUGUCAAUCUAUUCGAGUUGAUUAAGCAGAAUUCAUUCAGAGGAUUGUCAACCAACCUGAUAAAGGUAUUUCUCAUUCAGAUACUUGAUGCACUCAUAGUUCUAUCGAAAGCAAAUAUGAUACAUUGUGAUUUGAAGCCAGAGAAUAUUUUAUUACAAAGAUAUAUGAAAGCAGUUGAACUAACAAUAUUGUCUAUCAAUAAUAAUAACAUUAGUGUCAAUUCACCAAAUAUAAAGUUAAUAGAUUUUGGAUCGGCUUGUUAUGAAAAUCAGACUAUUUAUACUUAUAUUCAAUCGAGACACUAUCGAUCACCAGAGGUGCUGGUCGGUUUGCAAUACACUAGUUCCAUUGAUAUGUGGUCACUGGGUUGCAUAUCGGCAGAGUUGUUUUUAGGAUUACCAUUGUUUCCAGGUACAUCAGAGUACAACCAAAUCUGCAGGAUCAUCGACAUGCGUGGAAUGUUCUCAAACGAAAUGAUAGAGAAGGGCAAGAACAGCGCAAACUAUUUCAAACAAACCAUUGAAAAUGGAAAAGUUAUCUAUAAAUUGAAAUCAGAGGAAGAAUAUCAAAGAGUAACUAUCUAUUUCAAAACUGCAACUCUUACUCCACAGGAAAUAGAAAAAGAAAAACAUAAUAGAAUUGUAUUUACAGAUUUUGUUUCAGGUCUUUUAAAUUUGGAUCCAAUCGAUAGAUGGUCACCUAUGCAAGCUAGAGAACAUCCUUUUAUUACAGGUUCACCGUAUACCGGUCCGUUUGUUCCCGAUCCUCUAAAGAAGAAUCCAUUCACCUCCAGUGGCUCCACUUCCACUGCUGCCAAGCCAAUCAUGCUAAACACCGCCGCCGCCGCUGCCGCUGCGCAGAAUCACUCGUUCAACGGCAGCAACAGCAGCUUUGGAAAACGUGUUCCCAUACUCCCGCCAUUCAAACACUCGUUGGGUGGCGAACCGGCCUACUUCCCAGAGUCGUAUUCACCUCGUUCACUUUAUGGCUCGUUUUCAAACAACAACAACGGUAUCAAUUCACAUCAAUCAUCUUCACAACUGGCACUUGGACAGAGUCCAUCGAUGUUUGGAACACCUUCGAAUAUGUUUCCACCGGUUCCGUUCAGUCCACACUAUGGAAGCACUCCCUACUAUGGUUCAUGGGGCGGAUCCGACGGAUUACCACCUCCACCCCUCAAUUCUUCGAUUUAUCAACAACAACAGCAACAGCAACAACAACAGAACUCUAGACGUGGAAGAUCAAAGAGCGAUGCUCCUAAUUCCAAUGGUAACAACAAUAACAACAACGAUCUUUUACCACCAAGUAUGCAUAAUAUCAAUGGUGGUAACAACAACAAUAACAAUGGCAAUGGUAUGAUGAACAUGAUGCUCGAUGAUCAAUAUAGUUUAGACGCAGAGAAACCACCAAUGUAUCCACUGAAUUCACCACAGAGAAAGAGAUCUCAGUCUGGAUUGGUGCCGAUGGACAAUCCAUAUCAUCAAUUCAUCCCGAGAAUACAUUUGGAUCAUUGGAGCUCGUCGAAUCGCUUUCGAUCACAUAGCUAUGGUGAACAACACAACCAACAUCCAUCGAAUAAACAGCAACAACAACAGCAGCAACAGCAACAACAACAGUUACAACAAUCACCAUUACAACACUCUGCUCCACAGAUUUUCGAUUACAACAGACAGCUACAGCAACAGCAACAACAAUCGCAAAGGCAAUAUCAUCAUAACCCUCAAUAUUCACCACCCAUUCCAAAUUCACCUCAAAUCAAUCUACCACUUACACCUCAGUUGAUUUCACAAGAUCCAAUCAGUCCUUUGAUGGGCUCUGACUCUGGAAUGAUCAAUUGGAAUCCAUCGCCAUCCGAGGAGAUGUUGUUCCCAAUCGAACAACUGCUACCUUCACAACAACAAACACCACAAUUAACUUCACAGCAGCAGCAGCAAUCAGCCAACCCACUAAGUAAGAGUACAUCGAGUCCAGUGGGAUCACGAUUCAUUCCGCAACAACUACAGCAACCACAACAACAACAGGGCUGGAAGAUGGAGGACAUGAAUAGCAACUUCAACACGAUGCAGAUCAACGGUGGCGAGAGUGGCAGUUGGCAACCACCUUCAUCGCCAUGGGGUAUUCCACAAUUUUCGAUUCAAAACGAAUCACCCUAUGACAAUGGUGGUGGCGAUUCACAGCACAACAACAUGAUCUCCUACAGUCCCUAUGGUAUGAACACAAUGAUGUUCCAGUCGCCACCCACCUCGAAUUUCAAUAACUACGCCAUCAAACAGUCGCCACCCACCAGAACAUUCUACAACGAUAUGCAGAGUAAUAGUCAUGGUGCCUACAACAGCAACAACAACUAUGGUGUCGGUGGUGGAUCUAAUCAUCCACACUCUUAUAGUGCACCCUCGAAAUAUCAGCAGAUCAAUAACAAUCUUCAACAACAACAACAGCAACAACAGCAAUUGAAUCAACAGUCACCUCCUUCCUCUAAUUUUAACAACAUCAACAACAAUGGACAUCAGGUAGGUGGUAACAAACCCAUUAAAAAUCGACCAAGAAACGAUGCAUUUUCAAGAACAUCGCCACCUUCUUCACGAGCCCACCCACAACAACAGCAGCAGCAACAACAACAUCAACAAUCACCAACCAAACCAAUUUCACUUUCUCAAUCAUUUUCACAGCAACAGCAACAACAGCCAUAUCAAUCUCCAUCAACCCCGUUGUCUCCCAACACUCCACCAUUCAUACCACAACAAUAUUUAAAUCAUCCACCACUUCCAACAAUAGUACAACUACCAACAAAACAACAAUCAAAUUACAAUAAUCAACAACAACAACAACAUAAUAAUAAUAAUAAUCAAUAUAAUCAACAUCAUCAUCAACAACAUAAUAAGCAAAAUAAUCAACUCUCACAUUCAAAAGAAUUGAAUAACGAAAAUGAGGAAUCUAAACAACAACAACAAACUACUAUUCACAACCAAGAAAUCAAUACCAAUAAUAACAAUGGACAAAGCUAUUACUAUGAAUCAUUAUUUUGUGUCGACAUUGUUUUAAAUUGUCGUUUAAUUCGGAAUAUGAGUUCAUCUGGUGGUGGAAGUUCGAGAAGAGAUAGAGAUAGAGACAGAGACAGGGAUAGAGAUAGAAGAGGUGGUGGCGAUAGAAGAGACAGAAGAGAUAGAGACAGAGACAGGGAUAGAGAUGAUUUGACACCUACCAAAUCAAUCUUGACAAAGUCAAGAGUUUCAAAUUCACCAAUAAAGAUUGAACAGCAAAUAAAUAUUAAAAAAAGAGAGGAACCAACUUCACCUUCAGUAAUUGUUACAUCUUCAUCAACAGCAACAACUGAUCCACAAUAUUCGAUAAAUCAGAACCAAUCUACAACAACUACAACUACAACAUCAUCACAACACCAAAGACAAACAGAGACAGCAAAACAAAAUCAACAGCAGCAGCAGCAACAACAACAACAACAACAAUCGGCACAUUCACAACAACUAUCACCUUCAUUUCUACAUAAACCAGUUAAUUCAUCUGAUAACAACAAUAAUAAUAGCAACAACAAAAUAGAAGAAAUAUCACCUACACUUAGAAGUAGUUUAAUUCAACCUAUUAUCUAUACACCAAUUAAAAUACUAUCGAAAUUUAAAUUAAAUAUUGAUUCUGCACUUAAACUAUUGACAAAAGAUGAAAAUUUUAUGGUUGUUGGCGUUUUAGGUGGUCAGUCAACAGGUAAAUCAACUAUACUAUCAUCGCUGAUCACUCAAGAUCCACUGCAAUACCCAUUCGAAGUACAAACAGAAGCUAAUUUUUGUCUUGGUAAUCACCAGACCAGAGGAAUAGAUAUAUACGUUACACCCGAUCGUUUCAUAUUUUUAGAUACACAAGUAACUAUCAAACAAAUCAAGUAUACUAGAGAAUAUGCUGUCUUCCAAGAAAGUAAAUCAAUUGAUAUUCCUAUUUGUAAUUUAAUUCGUACCGCUCUUAUGUUAAAGAAUAGAGUACCAGAUAUCACCAAUCCAAUUCCAAACAAUGAUAUUGAAUCGAAUGAAUUCAUUGCGAAAAUGGUAUUUGUAUUUAAUAAACUAUCAGAAUUGGAUUUCAAUAUUGAAGAACUGGAAAAACCAUUAACCUUUUUAAUGGGAUCAAAAAUGAAUGAUUAUGCAAUUGAUCUUAAACCAAUUCCAGAUAAAUAUAUAUUUACUCAACAAUCUCAACCAACACAAACAUUUGCAUCGAUUCCCAAAUAUCAUGAAACAAUUGAACAGUUGAAAAAACGGUUACUUCUCAUGAAGGCACAAACCAAGUUUUCAAAGCCAAUGACAGAGAAAGAAUGGUUGGUCAACGCUGCAAAACUACAUGAAUUCAUUCAAGACUAUGAAUAUAUUGAUAAUUAUAACAAGGUUUUACAAUCAAAAAAGUAUAGAAACUAA